Molecule: messenger RNA, 2171 nt
Organism: Owenia fusiformis
Lineage: Eukaryota; Metazoa; Annelida; Polychaeta; Sabellida; Oweniidae
Source: the annotation of a GenBank genome assembly
UUAUAGACCAACUGCGCGUGGAACUCAGCUGCCCAAUUUGCCUCAAGGAGUAAAGCUGUGUAACACCAAAGGUUUUAAAAUGUGGGCACAUGAUUUGUCUCGGCUGCUUGCAGAAACACCAGGAGAAAAGUCAUAGCUUCGGCUCUGUUAAAUGCCCAAUAUGUGGAGUAGAGACAUCAACUACAUGUAGAGUUCCACAUGGAAGUAAAGACUUUCCAGAAAUCUUUCUGGCUCGUCAAAUGUUGGAUUUGAUUAAUGAGAAAUUGAAAUUUUACAUCCAAAAUCCUGAUCUGUACACACAACAGCUCCUUUACCAGAGACAAGUCACAUUGGUACUAUGACAAAUGAGAUAAAGCGACCAAUAGUAGCUCAAGGUACUAACGCCAUACAAAGGCGAUUUAGAAUUGCAGCAGUCAAUACAGAUCAUUGCAAAUAUUGUAAUUCAAAUGUCGGAAAAACUGGAUUGAACAAACAAUGGUGCAACACAUGUUCAACUCCUGUCUGUAAAAAAUGUCAAAUAAUCCUCCAUCAAGGGCAUGACCUUGUACAUGCAAAAAUCUACAAACAAAGCAACAACACAUGCACAAGACACUACCUAGAGAAACUGGAUUUGUAUUGUGAAGACUGCAGAGAAAUCUUAUGUGUUUUUUGUUGUAAGGACAUCACUCAUAGAUUUCAUAGAUUCUCAUGUGCCCAAUAUCAGAAGGCCAAUCACCUGCUUGAUGCAAUAAGUUCCCGUCUCGCUAAAUACGACCAACUCAAGAAAUCAAUGAAAGAUAUGUACCAUGACCUUAAUAAAUUCUGUGAAAUUAUAAUCGAAAAACUCCAUUUAGUGUUGAUUUACCUUUCAACAGAAUAUCUCAAAAUUGAAAAAGAUCCAGCAUUUGAUAGACUCAGAGCCAACCAUAUUUCCCCUGAACUAGAGAUGAUAGCUGCAGACUUCAUAAAUCAUACUCAAAGACUACACCAAAUAAAACCCUGUGUGAGUUUGUGGGAUCUCACACAAGAAAUUAACAAAGCUGUGAAGAAUCUAAAGCAGAAUGAUAUCACAGAGUAUGAAGUAUACAUCAUGAGGAUCUUUGAUAACCUGAAUUUGAAAAGUGUAACAUCUCAAAUAACACCAACUCUAAAAUACAUAGCUGUGUUAAGAAUCCUGUUGCAAACACUUGUCGAUACCCUACAACCAAUCUGUCAUUUUUAUGAACCUUUAGGUCACUUGAGUAGAAAUAUUCAAACUACAAUGCCAUACCUCACUCAAACUCGCACCAGCAUUCAGGGACAAGCAAAGUUUCAAGAAACCAUUCUCAAAAACAUCAUCAAUAUCACUCUUCACGAAACAGCAGAGAGUGAAAUACAUUACCAAGUUAUGAUGCUAGAUGGUUCAAAUGAUGAGGACCUGAACAAUGUACAGCAACAAAACAUUACCAACAAUGAAGCAUUAGUUGACACAGAAAUUAAAUGUGAAUUACUAAAUGUCCCUAAAGCCAACCUGGAAGCUGAAACAAAGACCUUAGAGGAUGAAAUAGUUCGAUUCUGGAAAACAAUGAGGGAUAAAGAUAAGCCAAAAACAAAAGAACCGGAAGGCACAGACUGGAAACUAGAACCAAUACAUAUAUAUAGCCUCACAUUAAGCAUCAUUUUAUUGGCGAUACUGUAUAGUGGGGUAUUUCACCUACAAGAGGUUUGUAUGGGAUUCAUAUUUGGGUUAUGUUACUUGCUUACUAUGCAGGACAUACCCCCACCCACUACACCUCUAUUACAGAUCAGAUAUGAUGAUGAACAUAAGGACAACAAUGCUAGGACAUAGCUAAUCCCAUUGAAAGUUCAUGUACAUGCAUUAAGUCAAGAGGUUGAUACACACAUGAACACAUUUUUGUGAAUAAUAACUGUUAUAACAAUGCAGUAAACUACCUUGUGGUAAUUAAUCAUUAUCUUAGGUAAAUUAAAAUGGAACAGACUGUUGCCAAAAUUACAUCAUGCAAUUUUAAUUUGCCAGCUACAGUUAUAUGUUGAAGAGUACCACUGGUGCAGUAGUUAAUGAGUGUUAUAUGUUGAAUUUGAUGGAAUAAAAUAAAACCAUUACAUGCUGUAUACUCUUAAGUGCACUGUAAAUUACUUGCUCACGAGUUAACCACCUUAAAAAUGCAGUGUCUCUUAGGUUUCUUUCCUGG